AUGGCACUGUAUCAAUGCGAGGAUGAACUCGAUAGGCUUUUGCUUCAGCUCCGUACAUCGCUGCACAAGUUUGAACUCCUCGAUGAGCAACAACAAAGUGAUCGCUUUGGUGAGGCUCUGCUGCUAACUGAGAGAGCCAAGGUUGCUGAGAUCAACUAUCUCAAUGAGAUAGAAAAGCUGAAAGUGCAAAGUAGGCAAACACAUUUAACAAGAUUGCGCGAAAAGCAAGAGAAAUUAAGCGAACUUAAGGGCAAACUUGAGGAGCUCCGAACUAUAGUAGAACAAAACGAACAGAAGCACUUUGAGAAACUCAAAGAUGCAGGGGAUCUCAGUCACACCGAGAAACUUAUCGCAUGGGGGGACGAUAUUCAGGAUAAAACACAGGGUGCAAUCAAUCGGAUUAGGACACUAACCAUCACCUCAGAAAAAAUAGGUGCCGAAGUCACUCAAGACAUUGAACGGCAAGCUGAAAGCUUCAAACGUGUCGGUGUUACGAUACAUGCCGUAGAUGAAAAUGUUGUAAGCGCAAACGCGACAUUGAAGCAAAUUGCCAAAGGGGUACUUCGUGAGAGAUUCAUUCAAAUCCUCAUUGUUCUCAUUAUAUUCAUGACUGUUGCGACAAUAUUGCUGUUCGUGUUCGCUGCAAAACGCAAAAACUAA
Messenger RNA from Babesia sp. Xinjiang, 660 nucleotides. RefSeq lists its product as uncharacterized. NCBI's taxonomy places the organism in Eukaryota, Apicomplexa, Aconoidasida, Piroplasmida, Babesiidae. Bases 1 to 660 code for a protein of 219 amino acids. The transcript has 2 exons. The record is from RefSeq and is a predicted model, not a curated record.